This is a messenger RNA of Cinclus cinclus, 2375 nucleotides long. RefSeq names its product minichromosome maintenance complex component 7 (gene MCM7). Bases 101 to 2257 code for a protein of 718 amino acids. The record is from RefSeq and is a predicted model, not a curated record. Gene Ontology annotation, biological process: DNA replication; DNA strand elongation involved in DNA replication; DNA replication initiation. The transcript is spliced from 15 exons. Lineage: Eukaryota; Metazoa; Chordata; Aves; Passeriformes; Cinclidae. Gene Ontology annotation, molecular function: ATP binding; single-stranded DNA helicase activity; single-stranded DNA binding. Gene Ontology annotation, cellular component: MCM complex; nucleus.
GUGAAAGCGGUGGCGGGAAAAGAGGAGGGGUGGGGGAGGAGCGGCCGUGAGGGAAAAAUCGCGAUCGUGAGGGGAAAAUCGCGACAGAAGCGACCCCGACAUGGCCCCGCGUGAUUACGAAAGCGAGAAAGAGAAAGCGAAGCGGUUUUUUCAGGAAUUUUAUCGGGAUGGACCCGACGGGCACAAGGAAUUCCCGUACCGGGAGCAGCUGACAGCUCUGGCUCGCCGGGAGCAGCUCGCCCUGUGGGUGGCCCUGGACGAUGUGGCCGAGGACGAGCCCGAGCUGGCCGAGGCCGUGGUGGAGAACGUCCGGCGCUACGGCCGCGUCUUCUCGGACGCCGUGCACGAACUGCUGCCCCUGUACGGCUCUGCCGAGGCCCCCCCUCGAGACCCCCUGGACGUUUACCUGGAGCAUCGGCUGCUGCUGGAGCAGCGGGGCCGGGCUGGGGGAGCCCCCAGGACCCCCCAAAAUCAAUUCCCCCCGGAGCUGCUGCGGCGUUUCGAGCUCUAUUUCCGUGCCCCGUCCUGCUCCAAGGCUCUGUCCCCCCGCGAGCUCCGGGCCGGCAGCAUCGGGGCCCUGGUGACCGUGCAGGGCGUGGUGACCCGAGCCAGCGACGUGCGGCCCCUGCUGCGGGUGGCCACCUACAGCUGUGACCAGUGCGGGGCCGAGACCUACCAGCCGAUUGAGGGCCCGACGUUCACACCGUUGCUGCUGUGCCCGAGCCGGGAGUGCCAAACCAACCGCUCGGGGGGACGGCUCUACCUGCAGAGCCGGGGCUCCAAAUUCACCAAAUUCCAGGAACUGCGCAUCCAGGAACACUCUGACCAGGUCCCCGUGGGGCACCUGCCUCGCUCGCUGGCGCUGCACCUGAGCGGGGCCAACACGCGGCAGGCCCAGCCCGGGGACCACGUCAAGGUGACGGGAACCUUCCUGCCCCUGCUGAGAGCUGGCUUCAGGCAGGUGACCCAGGGGCUGCUGUCCGAGACCUUCCUCGAGGGUCAUCACCUGGCCAAGGUGAACAAGAGCGAGGAGGAGGAGGAGGGGGGAGGGGAGCUGAGCCCCGAGGAGCUGCAGGAGAUCACGGAGGAGGAUUUCUAUGGGAAGCUCGCUGCCUCCAUCGCCCCCGAGAUUUUCGGCCACGAGGACGUGAAGAAAUCUCUGCUGCUGCUGCUGGUGGGGGGCGUGGAGCGCAGCCCCCCGGGGAUGAGGAUCAGGGGGAACAUCAACAUCUGUCUGAUGGGGGACCCGGGCGUGGCCAAGUCCCAGCUGCUCACCUACAUCGACCGCCUGGCGCCGCGCAGCCAGUACACCACAGGCCGCGGCUCCUCGGGGGUGGGGCUCACGGCCGCCGUCCUGCGGGACCCCCAGAGCGGGGAGCUCACCCUGGAGGGCGGGUCCCUGGUCUUGGCCGACCGCGGCGUCUGCUGCAUCGACGAGUUCGACAAGAUGCUCGACAGCGACCGCGUGGCCGUGCACGAGGCGCUGGAGCAGCAGAGCGUGGCCGUGGCCAAGGCCGGCGUCAUGGCCACCCUCAACGCCCGCUGCGCCGUCCUGGCCGCCGCCAACCCGGCCUCGGGGCGUUACGACCCGCGGCGCAGCCUGGAGUACAACCUGCAGCUGCCGGCGGCGCUGCUGUCGCGGUUCGAUCUCCUCUGGCUGCUCCAGGAUCGGCCGCAGCGAGACCGGGACCUGCGGCUGGCCCAGCACAUCACGUUCGUUCACCGGCACAGCCGGGAGCCGCCGAGCUCCUUCCGGCCGCUGGACAUGAAACUCAUGCGGCGCUACAUCGCCACCUGCCGGCGCCGGCGGCCGCUGCUGCCCGAGGCCCUGGGCGAGUUCGUCACGGCCGCCUACGUGGAGCUGCGGCGAGAGGGCCGGGGGGACGGGCUCUACACAUCUGCCAGGACCCUGCUGGCCAUCCUGAGACUGGCCACGGCUCUGGCUCGCCUGCGCUUGGGCUCGGUGGUGGAGAAGGACGACGUCAGCGAGGCCCUGAGGCUGCUGGAGGCCGCCCGGGACUCGCUCAGGGGGGAGCCCGAGCCCGUUCCGAGGUGUCCCCGUCCAUCCGAGGCGAUUUUUGGGAUCCUGAGGGAUUUGGGGGGGCCCGGGGGGCGCUCGGUUCCCCUCCCCCACGCCCUGGAGGUUUUGGGGGCUCGAGGUUUCACCCCCGGCCAGGUGAGCGAGGCCCUGGCCGAGUACGAGGGGCUGAACGUGCUGCAGGUGAACCCCAGCAGGAGCAGGGUGAGCUUCGUGUGAGGGACCCCGAAAUUGGGGCGAAAAACCGAAAAAUCGGGGAAGAAACGGCGAAAAAACGGCGAAGAAACGGCGAAAAAACGGCGAAAUUCUGGGAAAAAAUGGGGAAAUGUUGGGAAAA